Molecule: messenger RNA, 624 nt
Organism: Dentiscutata erythropus
Lineage: Eukaryota; Fungi; Glomeromycota; Glomeromycetes; Diversisporales; Gigasporaceae
Source: the annotation of a GenBank genome assembly
AUGACCAGAUUCACUCCGGAAUCAGUUUCUUUAGCUUUGCUGAUCUUGUCACCAAUCUGUUUUCUUGCUACAGCCACUAUGCAACAGCUGUUGAUUGUAGAUGAUUUUUUAUUACCUUUUUUACAAAAUUAUUUCAAAAUUAAGGAUAUACCGUUCGUCAUGAUCGGUGUAGUGUUUGUUUGGACUUACGUGGUAACCGCUUCUCUAAGCGUUAUUGCACAAUCUGUCGGGCUAAAGAAUGGUUACGACAAUAGCGAACCAAGACUUUAUAAAGCGUCUCUUAGAGGUGCAUUAGCUAGAAUGGUGGCCGCACAUCAGGUCGCUUUGGAAAAUGCACCGGCAUUUUUUGCUGCAGUUAUUGUUGCAUCGGCAAAUAAGGUGCCUUUAAGAUACAGAACUAGUUUUUCGAUCAUGUAUACGGCCUUGCGAAUUAUUCAUACACCUCUCUAUGUGUUAGAUUUUGACAUUGCACGUGCUAUCACACAUAUAAUGGCUUUGUCAUGUACUGCAUGGUUAUUUGCAUUCGCUCUUUUGCCUGGCUUUGAAAAAAAUUAUUCAUCUAUAAUUGAAGUUGUGACCAUCUUGCGAAGCGUAUCCGAUGAUUCUACAUGGACAUUUGAUUAG